Molecule: messenger RNA, 2340 nt
Organism: Fonsecaea monophora
Lineage: Eukaryota; Fungi; Ascomycota; Eurotiomycetes; Chaetothyriales; Herpotrichiellaceae
Exons: 1
Coding region: 1-2340 (779 amino acids)
Biological process (GO): mitochondrial respiratory chain complex III assembly; protein insertion into mitochondrial inner membrane from matrix
Cellular component (GO): mitochondrial inner membrane
Molecular function (GO): ATP binding; ATP hydrolysis activity
Source: RefSeq, a predicted model, not a curated record
AUGGCACUACCUACCCAGUCUGAUUGCAGUGUUUCUUCUGGUUCUAUUCGCCUACCAUUAACUCUUCUCGACACUUUGGUUCCUGGUUCUUCUCACCUCGCUUCACUCCUGCUUGGAUCUGGUCUCGAUGUCUCGUUGUUUGUCUCGUGGGGCGCCAUCCUGGCUACAGUAUGGGCAGCCCUCCAUUUCGGCCUGAUACCUGCGUAUCAAAUUGUUUUGAAAGCGCUCACCUCAUCGGUGAUUGUGGAAGAAUAUGAUCCCAUCUACGACCAUGUCCUCAACUGGGCCAGCGCCCAAAAGUAUCUGCAGAAUAUCCGUUCCCUCCGCGCUCAUACGGCAGGGCAAUACUACGACGGCCUGGAAGAUUACGAAGAGGAUGACCCCCUGCAGAAGCAGUUCCGGGAAGGCAUGCCCGAGGAUACCAUCUUUAAUUUCAAUAACUGGUCUGCCCGGGCCCCGCCAACCUUUCGACCUCAUUCUUCUUCGGGCUGGUUCUUCCACAGUUAUCGAUUGUUCAAACUAUAUCGAAAUCGCGAUCGGGUUGCCAGCGAAUACACCGGCGCCGUGUACGAAAGAGAACGGCUUGAGAUCUCAGUGAUCUGGUUGUCUCCUCAGCCGAUCAAGACCAUGAUUCAGGAGGCCCGAGAAUUUCAUCUCAUACGUCGAACGUCCACAACCACAAUUAAGCGCCCAACCCCAAAAUCUCAGAGAUCUGGACGUGGACAAGCAUGGACAACUAUCGCCAACAGACCGAGCAGAUCAAUGGCCACGGUCGUACUGGAUAACGAGCAAAAGGCGGCUAUUUUGAAAGAUUUCAACGACUUCCUGCACCCGCGAACGGCGCGAUGGUAUAGCAAUCGCGGGAUCCCGUAUCGUCGAGGUUACCUCUUUCACGGCUCGCCAGGCACCGGCAAGACUUCAUUGUCUUUUGCCCUUGCUGGAGUUUUUGGGCUUGACAUCUACUGCCUCGCACUGUCUGAGGCUUCCUUGACCGAAGAAGACCUGAUCCUGCUCUUUAACAGCCUCCCAAAACGAUGUAUCCUACUCCUUGAGGAUAUAGAUACCGCUGGUCUAGGCAGGGCACCAGGCUCGAACGAUGUAGGAAAGCGACAGACAACAGACCAGUUACCAUCUGGCGGAAAUAACCAGGACAAGAAAACCCCUGCCGAGAAUAAAGACGACAAAGACGACACCUCCGGAAUUACAGGCAAGGCAACAGAUCAGGCUGGUUCGGUCAGCAAAGAACCGACAUUCAAGAACACGCUCACAUUCGCAGGCCUCCUCAAUGCUAUAGAUGGUGUUGCAAGUCAGGAAGGCCGGGUCCUCAUCAUGACCACCAAUCACGUGGAAAGAUUGGAUGAAGCACUGACAAGGCCCGGUCGGAUUGACUUGACCAUCAAGUUUGACCUGGCGACCAAGCAGCAGAUCAAGGAUCUCUUUCUGCGGAUGUACUGUGCCGACUCAAUCGAGAUGCGAAGGCAGCCGACCAAGAUCAGCCAUAUAUUGCCGAACCAAGCGGAAACCGACCGGCCUGGUUCAAGCACAUUCACAGACUGGGGCACAGAGGGCAAUCAGACCGAUGGCCUCGAGAACAACCACAAGGACCCCCCAAAACCACGACUUCUAUCGAGGGAAGCUUCCAACAGCAGCGCAGUCUUCGACCUGGCAGAGCGAUUCGCCGAUUCUCUCCCCGACCGGACCCUUUCGCCCGCUGAGAUACAAGGCUUUCUCCUGGUCCGGAAGAAGUAUCCCGCGCAAGCAGUCGCGGACGUGGUCCAAUGGAGGGACGAGCAGAUUCAAAAAAAGGUCGAGCCAAAAGUGAACAAGGACGCAGUGAUGGCAGAAGUGGUGGGGUGUGACGAGAGUCGCACGGAGUCGAGCGAUGGCGGGAAGACGGCGGGAUUAUCCUCAUGCAAGAAAAACGAAAUACCCAAGCAGCAGCAGCAGCAUCAGCAGAAGAUGAUGGGCGUUCAAAACGGCUUCUCCGACGAGAUUACGCGUGAGGAACCAACGCCAUCAUCCACGGUCGAGCCAGGAGCCGGAACCCUGCCGAGAUCUGGUCCCGUUGAGAAUGGCAAUGGCAAUGGCAAUAACAAGGACGAUGAGACCACGUGCGAGAAUGGCGGCAAGGGGAUCACGGAAGACGGAGAUAUCGACGACCAGGGAGACGACCACAACGGCGACAGUGACACCCUAUGCACGCGUCGUCGACGACUCUGGGUCCCACACCCACGCUCAGACAGCCGACGACACGGACCUGCCGCCGUCAAUGGGUAUGCGCACGGCAAUUCUGACGGCGACAUCGAUCUCGACUUGGACUGUGAUGAUGUUGAGUUUUGA